GGAGGCUCGACCGACCCGGAGAAGCCCCGAAGUGGCCAACCCUGCUUGCCGCCCUGCCAUGGCCUUGCUCCGAGGUGUGUUCAUUGUCGCUGCAAAGCGGACGCCCUUUGGAGCUUAUGGGGGUCUCCUGAAGGAUUUCACUGCCACCGACUUGACUGAAUUUGCUGCCAAAGCUGCCUUGUCUGCUGGCAAAGUCUCCCCGGAAUGCAUUGACAGCGUCAUCGUUGGCAAUGUCAUGCAGAGCUCUUCUGAUGCUGCCUACCUGGCCAGGCACGUUGGGCUGCGUGUGGGAGUCCCCAAGGAGAGACCAGCUCUCACAGUUAACAGACUCUGUGGUUCCGGUUUCCAGUCCAUUGUGAAUGGGUGUCAGGAAAUUUGUGCUAAAGAUUCAGAAGUUGUCUUGUGUGGAGGAACUGAAAACAUGAGCCAAGCUCCUUACUGUGUCAGAAAUGUGCGGUUUGGAACCAAGUUUGGAGCAGAUCUCAAGAUGGAGGACAGCUUGUGGGCGGGACUGACUGAUCAGCAUGUCAAGCUGCCCAUGGGGAUCACUGCAGAGAACCUCGCUGAGCAGCACAAGAUCAGCCGGGAGGACUGUGACAAAUACGCCCUGCAGUCCCAGCAGCGCUGGAAGGCAGCUUAUGAUGCUGGCUACUUUAACGAGGAGAUGGCUCCCAUCGAGGUAAAGACGAGGAAAGGAAAACAGACCAUGCAAAUGGAUGAGCACGCGCGACCCCAGACGACGCUGGAGCAGCUAAACAAACUCGCUCCAGUUUUCAAGAAGGAAGGGACGGUCACUGCGGGCAAUGCUUCGGGGGUGUCAGAUGGUGCUGGAGCUGUCAUCAUAGCCAGUGAAGAUGCAAUCAAGAAGCACAACUUCACUCCGCUGGCUCGGGUGGUGAGCUACUUUGCAUCUGGCUGUGACCCCUCCAUCAUGGGUAUCGGUCCCGUUCCUGCUAUCUCGGGGGCCUUGAAGAAAGCAGGGCUGAGUCUCAAGGACAUGGAUCUGGUGGAGGUCAAUGAAGCUUUUGCUUCCCAGUACUUGGCGGUUCAGAAGAGUCUGGACCUUGAUCCAAGUAAAACCAAUGUGAAUGGAGGUGCCAUCGCCUUGGGCCACCCAUUGGGAGGAUCCGGAUCCAGAAUCAUGGCACACCUGGUCCAUGAGUUAAGGCGCCGAGGUGGGAAGUACGCGGUGGGCUCUGCCUGCAUCGGAGGCGGCCAGGGCAUUGCUGUCAUCAUCGAGCGCACAGCCUGAGUGAGGAGCGUGAGCAGCUGCCUCUCACUGAGCUGGGCCAGGCCGCAGGAAACUGGGACCUUCAGGACAGGUCGGCCUGGUCAGCCUCCUACCCCAUGUGACAAGACAUCUCGCUUGC
Suncus etruscus (white-toothed pygmy shrew) is the source of this 1370-nucleotide messenger RNA. It is a transcript of the gene ACAA2, whose product is annotated as acetyl-CoA acyltransferase 2. The transcript has 10 exons. Gene Ontology annotation, molecular function: acetyl-CoA C-acetyltransferase activity. Lineage: Eukaryota; Metazoa; Chordata; Mammalia; Eulipotyphla; Soricidae. Bases 59 to 1252 code for a protein of 397 amino acids. The record is from RefSeq and is a predicted model, not a curated record. Gene Ontology annotation, biological process: fatty acid beta-oxidation.